Molecule: messenger RNA, 240 nt
Organism: Leptosia nina
Lineage: Eukaryota; Metazoa; Arthropoda; Insecta; Lepidoptera; Pieridae
Source: the annotation of a GenBank genome assembly
AUGCCACCACCGGCGUUCUGGAAAGCCACCCUGCUUAGUCAGCGUAGACAAUGGCUUCGUCACCAGUAUAAGGACUACCGAAGGUCGAGCACCACACCAUAUGUUAACAAAAAAGUGAUCGGUCCAGUGACUGAGUGCUGUGAACUCACAUAUCAACGUGUUCAAUUUUGUGUGAUCAUCGGAAAAGUAGGAUUUUGUGAGCUCGGGAUUUUAUCUGAGAUAUCAACUUCGAGGCACUGA